AUGGCAGCUCCUUCCUCAUCCUUGCGGCAUGACACAGCCGUCGCAUCCUCUUCCUCCCAGUUCAACGCUCCACCAGACGCCGCCGACAGCGCUCCCUCCGCCAGCAGAUCCAGCAGCCGCAACGCCUACCGCAGGAGCUCCGUCUACUCGGACCAGUCCUUCUAUUCGGCUCCCGACUACCGUCGACGCAAGCAGCCCCGCGUCGCCCUCCAUCCGCCCGAUGUGCCCGCCUCGUUCAGCUUCGUCUGCCUCGGCACUGGCGGUGGCCCUCUCGAAGGCGACUGCUCCUGCUACCUCUUGAAGCCCGCAGACGCACAGUGGCAAGACGGCUCCAUCGUCGUCGAGGGCGGCUCCUGGCUCGGCGCUCUCACAGACGUCCUCGAGCAGCACGGCCCCGACUCGGCCUUCCACGACUUUGACUUCCCCGCCACCACCCCCUCCGCCUUCCUCCGCGCAGGCCUCAUGGCCUCCUUCUCCACCGCCUUCUUGAUAUCCCACGCCCAUCUCGACCACAUCCUCGGCCUCGUCCUCGGCUCCGCCUCCUUACCGGGCAAGCGCGCCGUCUUCGGCCUCAAGCCCACGCUCGAAAACAUCCUCGACAUGUUCAACGGCAAAAUCUGGCCCAAGCUCGCCUCCUGGAACGAGGACGAGCCGCACACCAUGUACCACAUGCGCAGCCUCGACAAUCAGCGCCCCUUUGGCGUCAGCGACGCGCUCAGCGUGCUCCCCUUUGCCCUCUCCCACGGCCUCAACCCUUCCGAACCCCCAGCUCCGCCUACUCCCACCUAUGCUCCCACCCAGCUCAACCAAAACUACUUUAGCAAGCGCAUGUCGCUUCCCAUCAGCACACAGAUGGCGUCCUUCCAGCUCUCGCGCGGCGGCGGCGGCGGCGGCGGCGCAGACGAUCGCACGCGCACCCUCGAGAGCAUAACCCAGGGCGGCGAGUCCAAUCUCGCAGCGCUUCGCAGGCCCUCGUUCAACAGCAGCCCCUUCUUUGCUCCCAACUCGACUCAGCGCGACAGACUAUCCAACGGCUCGCUCAACCCGCUCGAUGCAUCACCAGGCAAGCACAACGAACCCGUCUCCCCAAGAGCAUCGCCUGCCGCCGCCUCUGCCGCCACAGCCGCGCCCUCUUCGUCGUCCAGCUCGGGUUCGCUCUCGUCGGUCGCCAUGCUGCCCUCCGUCAGCAGUGGUCCGGGCAUUCCAACCCGCUCCACCGCAUCGCCAUCCGAGGCGCAAGCGUUGGCACCGCAACAGUUUGGCGCCAAGCUGCCCGAACGCCCCGCCAAGGGCCGCCGGCCUCGCACCGCCCAAGGCUCCGAGAGACGCUCCUCGCCGCCCUCGGCAUGGCCACCCGCGGCGGCCUCGGCGAGCACAGGCGGUGCUGCGGCGCCGCCAACCACAAGGCAGCCGCCUCGACGCGUCUCGAUCGACCGCUCGCCGCCGCCGCUCGACUCGACGGCGUUCUUCAUCACGCACAAGGCGCACGACAAGGACGUGCUCUUCUUUGGCGAUGUGGAGCCCGACUGCGUGUCCAAGAGCCCGCGCAAUCGCCAGGUGUGGAGUCACGCGGCGGAGCGCUUUGCCGAGGGCAAGCUCAACGCGAUUUUCCUCGAGUGCAGCUUCCCACGCGGUCAUCCCACCGAGUUUCUGUACGGCCACUUGUCGGUGGAGCAUCUGUUUGACGAGCUGCGCGUGUUGGCGCAGAUGGUCAAGCGCUACCGUCAGAAGAUGCGACGUCCGUCCAACGCAAGUGGGCGCAGUACGGGCGCGCACAGUUCGGGUGGCGGUGGCGGUAGCGGGGGCGGUAGCACGGCUGGUGCAGCCAAGGCUCAUGGUGAAGGCAGGUAUACGCCGCACCUCGCGCCGUCUCCACUGGGUACUGCGGCCGUGUCGACGGACGAGGUUGGCGCGCGGGAAGCGGUGGGAGCUACAGGAUCGCACGUGUACGACGGCGAUGCGGAGCUGCGGGGGCAGCUGGACGGGUUGGGCGUGAUCGUGAUCCACGUCAAGCCGGCGCUCUUCCCGACGUUUGUGCACGACGAUGCACAGCCUGCAUCGCCCACCUCGGCUGUGUCCGGCAGCUCCUCGAUGGAGGCUGCGGCACAUGGCGACGACAGCGACGCAUCCGCACAGCCGCAGCUCGAUCCCCGAACCGCACCGCAAAAGAUCUUGGACGAGCUGCGGCACGAGGAACACCUGGCCCGGUUGGGUGUGCGCUUCGUCAUGGCUGAAAAGGGCAUGCGCAUCGAAUGUUAG
This is a messenger RNA of Moesziomyces antarcticus, 2259 nucleotides long. RefSeq lists its product as uncharacterized. Bases 1 to 2259 code for a protein of 752 amino acids. NCBI's taxonomy places the organism in Eukaryota, Fungi, Basidiomycota, Ustilaginomycetes, Ustilaginales, Ustilaginaceae. The transcript has a single exon. Gene Ontology annotation, molecular function: 3',5'-cyclic-AMP phosphodiesterase activity; 3',5'-cyclic-GMP phosphodiesterase activity. Gene Ontology annotation, biological process: negative regulation of glucose mediated signaling pathway; cGMP catabolic process; cAMP catabolic process. The record is from RefSeq and is a predicted model, not a curated record.